GCAAGUGUGCAAGGCUCACCAAUUGAGAGGCAGAGGCAGCAGUAGUCAGACUUAGGUAUUCUAGCCUCUCUGAAUAUAAUUUUAGAUUUAGAUUCAGCUUAAAUCCAAAGGGAAAACACUUUAUAAGGCUGAAAGCUGUGUCGUUGCAACAGCCAGGGUUAUGAGCUAUCAAAGGCAAUUACAUUAAAAUAGAUUAUACUGUGUAAAUUGAGCCAUUUAGAAGGUGAGAACCAAAGAAACAGCUCUGAUCCCCCUUCUUUCUAAAUUGCGGUUUUAGUUCCUUGCGAUUCUGAGGCACAAAAGUAGGUGAGACUGCUUUUGUAUCUCCAAAGUGCUUUAUUUCUGAGUGUAAUUCUAACUGAGUGCAAUCUAGGUUAAAAGCUGGACAACUGGGUAAUUAGAGCUCACUUGCUGCUAAAGGACGAUCAGCUGUACCGUAGCUCAUUUGUGUUCCCAGAGACUUGUUCUCUUCUUCCCUGAGCGGAGGCUGCUGGAGAAGAAGCAUCUGUCCCUGGACUUUUCUUGCUGGCGGAGAUGAUGGUGCUGGACAAGGAGGAUGGUGUGCCGAUGUUAUCUGUACAACCCAAAGGGAAGCAGAAGGGCUGUGCUGGCUGCAACCGAAAGAUCAAGGACCGGUACCUGCUGAAAGCUCUGGAUAAGUAUUGGCAUGAAGACUGUCUAAAGUGUGCCUGCUGUGACUGUCGUCUUGGAGAGGUUGGAUCAACUCUUUACACAAAAGCAAAUCUCAUUCUUUGCCGCAGAGAUUACCUGAG
Molecule: messenger RNA, 773 nt
Organism: Acanthisitta chloris (rifleman)
Lineage: Eukaryota; Metazoa; Chordata; Aves; Passeriformes; Acanthisittidae
Product: rhombotin-1
Exons: 2
Biological process (GO): positive regulation of transcription by RNA polymerase II
Cellular component (GO): nucleus
Molecular function (GO): transcription coactivator activity; DNA-binding transcription factor binding
Source: RefSeq, a predicted model, not a curated record